AUGGCGACGGCGAAUUCUCCAAACACCAGCAGCAACAGCAACAACACUGAUUCCGAUGUCGAAGACACCAACCCAAACCCUAACCCUAAUUCUUCAAAUAAUAAUAACAAUGCAUUAAUUAUUUCUUCUGCUGAGUCCAGUAGCCCUUCUGUCUGCCUUCUCCGCUUCGCUGGUGACUCAGCUGCCGGCGCCUUUAUGGGCUCCAUCUUCGGCUACGGGCAGCAUGUCUGUAUGUGUUCUUUGUUGAGGCAGCUCCAAAGUUCGGGUUUGGUUAAGAAGAAAGGCUUCAAAGGAUCCUUUGGGGAAGCAGGAUCUUGUGCCAAGGUGUGA
Dovyalis caffra is the source of this 330-nucleotide messenger RNA. Lineage: Eukaryota; Viridiplantae; Streptophyta; Magnoliopsida; Malpighiales; Salicaceae. The record is from the annotation of a GenBank genome assembly.